AUGAAGGGAUUUCUUCUCGUUUUUGCCCUCGUGGGUACCUCGUUGACUCAAAACCCUCCACCGAGUCAAUGCUACACGUCUGAUCUCGCGGCCGCCACCGCAGUUUUGGCGCAAAGAAUCGGUCUCCAAAACACAACUGGAAUCUGGAAAGACUACACGAUUCUCAACUAUUUCCUCCUUGAUCAAUGGGGGCAAAACCCCGGAUCGACACAGAAUAUUCUCAACUGUUGCAAUGCAUUGGAUGUUUUCUAUGGAAUGUUGUAUCCAAAGGGGAAUUACUAUUGCUUCUCUCUUAAAAAUCUUCUUUAUACGGGAGCCGAUCCAACUUCAGCCUUCAGUAUCUCGGGCACAUUCGAGCAAUACUCGUUCAAUUGUGGAGCCGGAUUGACAACUCUUCUCCAUGAGAAUCUUCCAUGUGUGCAAAGAGUGGUGGCUGGAUAUCAGAAUACGUUGAAGAAUUGCCUCACCUCGUUCACUCUCAAUGUACUCCAUGAUCCAAUCAACCAGUGCCAAUACCUGACUCAAUGGGAGAACUGCUUCUCGGCGCCAUUCAACACCUCUAUUUGUCGAUCAACAGCCUCUGCCGAUACUUGGUGGGCGUGUGAGAGCGCGCGGCGUUUCGGAAUCAAUCGAGCAAUCAAUUGUGUCAACUCGUGUGAUUAUGUGACAGGACCCCCGAGAGCAGCCGAGUAUUUGGCUGAACAUCACAAGAUUGAUGAGACCGGCACUCAUCUGUUUAAGAUUCCCGACUACUGGGAUAUGGUUGAUGGAGUGAAAACGCUGGUGAAAGGAGCUUGGAUGAAGGAU
Messenger RNA from Mesorhabditis belari, 807 nucleotides. NCBI's taxonomy places the organism in Eukaryota, Metazoa, Nematoda, Chromadorea, Rhabditida, Rhabditidae. The record is from the annotation of a GenBank genome assembly.